Molecule: messenger RNA, 1925 nt
Organism: Glycine soja
Lineage: Eukaryota; Viridiplantae; Streptophyta; Magnoliopsida; Fabales; Fabaceae
Product: cytosolic Fe-S cluster assembly factor NBP35-like
Exons: 4
Coding region: 623-1690 (355 amino acids)
Biological process (GO): iron-sulfur cluster assembly
Cellular component (GO): cytosol
Molecular function (GO): ATP-dependent FeS chaperone activity; 4 iron, 4 sulfur cluster binding; ATP binding
Source: RefSeq, a predicted model, not a curated record
AAAACUUUGGAAUCAUUUAAAGUGUGAGAACUCUAAUUGAUUUUAUUUGAGACUAUCACCAACGGUCUCAAAUUAAGAAAUACGGACAUUUCAAUCUUUUAUUGUGUUUGUUACACGAUCAUCAAUGUUCAUGUCCAGAUUAAGUUUAAUGUGUUUUACAGGUGUUCAGGUAUCCGUGUCGUGUUCGAUGUCAGUGUUUCAUAUUCAAACAAUGGAAAUUGAAGCAAGUGCAAGCCCAGGUCGUGUUAUUGACGUUGAGAAAAGGCAUGGCCAAGAGCAAAGUCACGAUUGACUUCAACUUGCGGCCACAAAGGCAAUAACCAGCACCAUCAUCGUCAAAUGCAAACACCAUAGAUUGAGAAAUUAGGGAGCGUGGUCAACUGAUGCUGUGCAAAGGGGUCAUUUCGGAAAGAAAAAUAAAAAUUUAAAACGUUGACAGAUGUCAAUUUUUAAUUGAGUCGCAGGUUUUUCCAGUCUCUUGCAUAUCGGAGGAUAUAUAACAAAGCUCUUAAUAAAAACACAAACCCUAAGAGCCAAACACGACGCUGUGCCUUGUGUAGUUGCCCAACCGCGUCACCACAGAUAGUUACACUUUUUUCUUCAACACAACAGAGGAGCUUCCAUGGAGAAUGCAGACAUCCCUGAGAAUGCCAACGAGCAUUGCCCAGGUCCUCAGUCUGAAUCUGCUGGAAAAUCCGAUGCAUGUGAAGGGUGCCCGAAUCAGCAAAUUUGUGCCACUGCCCCCAAAGGCCCUGACCCUGAUCUGGUUGCCAUUGCAGAAAGAAUGGCUACUGUGAAACAUAAGAUAUUGGUCUUAUCAGGAAAAGGGGGAGUUGGCAAGAGCACGUUCUCUGCCCAGCUGGCAUUUGCUUUAGCAGCAAGGGAUUUUCAGGUAGGUCUUCUUGACGUUGAUAUCUGUGGUCCAAGCAUUCCAAAGAUGCUUGGCCUAGAAGGUCAAGAGAUACAUCAGAGCAACCUUGGUUGGUCCCCUGUCUAUGUGGAGUCCAACCUUGGGGUCAUGUCAGUUGGGUUCAUGCUUCCCAAUCCAGAUGAAGCUGUUAUAUGGAGAGGUCCUCGCAAAAAUGGACUUAUCAAGCAGUUUCUAAAAGAUGUCUACUGGGGUGAACUUGAUUUUCUAAUUGUGGAUGCUCCACCGGGAACCUCAGAUGAACACAUUUCCCUUGUUCAAUGCCUUGAUGCCACUGGAAUAGAUGGUGCAAUCAUAGUCACUACUCCUCAACAAAUCUCUCUUAUUGAUGUGAGAAAAGAAGUGAAUUUUUGCAAGAAAGUUGGCGUGAAAGUUCUUGGGGUUGUAGAGAAUAUGAGUGGCCUGUGCCUGCCCAUCACAGAUUUCAAGUUUAUGAAGUUGACUGAUAAUGGUGAGCAGAAAGAUGUUACACAGUGGGUUUGGGAAUACAUGAGAGAAAAAGCGCCAGAAAUGCUGAAUUUGCUUGCUUGCACUGAAGUAUUUGAUAGUAGUGGUGGUGGAGCAGUGAAAAUGUGCAAUGAUAUGGGGGUAACCUUUCUUGGUAAAGUUCCUUUAGAUCCACAGCUUUGUAAGGCAGCUGAAGAGGGUUCAUCCUGCUUUGCUAAAAAAGAUUGCGUUGUUAGUGCUCCAGCGUUAAAGAAGAUUAUAGAGCAGCUGAUUGAAACUAAUGGGUGGUCAAUGUUAUUAAGCAAUGGAGUGUAGCAGAUAUUGCUUUAUGACGAUUUUUGAAAAUCAAAAUCUAAUUUUAUCUAUGAACGGUUUGCACAGAAAUUUUCUUUAAUACUUUAAGCCAUGUAGGGUUGAGACAUUUUGGGACCUCAGGUAUUGGUUUUCUGGGCCUCUAUGUUAUACGUAUUUGACGACGUAGUUACUAAUAAUGCUUAUUUCUCUAUGUUUUUGAGAUUAUAUUUCUUCAAUACAUUGGAGUUUGUAGCCA